AACUAUCCAUAGAGUAACUAAGCAAAGUCAUGCGAUAUAAUUUUUGUACAUAUGCUAUCAUGUGCAUCAUGAUCAUAAAGACACUGAACCGAUGGAAUACACGCUGUGCUAAAGUCAAGGGGACUUAGCUGAGAUAGAGCAUGAUUUCCUUAUUCUGUUUUUUAUUGAAGCUUAGUUGCCGAACAAUCAUGAUAGAAUUUUUGUGAGGAUGCAAAAAAAGUGCCACGCCACAGUGACCAUCGUUUCCAUGACUGAUGACGGUCAUGCCAUUAACGAAUUAUCUUUUCACGGCUGCAGUCACCUGAUACCUAAGAAGAAUCUAACCCUUUUGCUACGAAAGAUAUAGCAAACACGUCCUCUUUGUGAUGUAGCAACAUCACACGUACUAUAUAUAUAUAUAUAUACGUCCCAGUUGUGAUUUUUGUAUAAACCUUAGUUUUUGUGCCAAAAAAGAUAGCAAAUAAUUCUGCCUGUUGUGGCAUAAGCUGUUGAUGUAGCGAAAAGAUUAUAAAGGAAGAAAAAGGUUGCCCAAGAGGUAUACCUCAUUACGUAUACAUGAAAUACAAGAUCGGGUGAUUUAAUAGGCAUUCCUGGGGUUUUUUUCUUAUCCAUGUAACUUGACGCAUAGUUAGUUGUUGCUAUGGAUAAACGAAAUGUAAACAAUUCUUAAAAUAUAUGAUCUUGAACAACGUAUGAAAUUUGUCGUUAAUGUAGACAGACAAUUACAAUUUUAUUCUAAAUAUUAAAUGGAAUGGGCUCUGCUGUAUCGACAUUUAAUAGCAAGUCUAAUGCCUUAGGAAAAUUUUGCCAUGACGAUAAUAUAUUGCCAAUGCAUUCACCCUCCUUAUUGGACUUGGGCCAUGGUACCAUAAGACAUCGUCAUAUUCGGUUAAAUGAAGAAAUUUCAGAAAAACCUAAAAGUUUAAAAACAAGCUAUUUUUAUCAUCCAAAAUUAGAAGAUUACAGCGAAGAUGCUGUGGUGAAACCUGAGGAUGCUUUUAAGUUUUACUAUGUGUUCAAAGGAGCAAGAAAAGAUCAGACGAAAAACCUGUAUUAUGUUUAUGGAACCAACGUACACAGCAAGGAUCCUGGCGUCAAACAUGUGUCAUACAAGCCACAAGGAAAAGGAUAUAAGUGGCCUGAGUCUUUUAGGAAAUCAAAUAACCUUUAUUAUGACCUCAUAUUCUUAGAGCAAGAUCGUGGGAUUUCUAACUAUGCAGAUACCAUAAGUUUGGACUCACAUGUAACACUUGAUAGUGGAAACACUAAUUCCACCCAGUCAAAAGAUACAAUAAGGAUGACAUUAACAAAUCUAGAUAGUGCUGAAACAAUCAAACGAAAACUGGCCGUUAAACUUCUUGUUCCUGCCAUAAAUAUCCAUAUCACAUUUAACAGAGCUGAGUUGAGGAAUGAAGAUGUCAUUAGUGACUUGAGAUCACCUGAAGAAGGAAUGUGGAGACAGUUUUCGGUGUUGCUACGUUUAACUUGACAGUUGACAUCCAUUGAAUUAAAAUUGUCAAGUGUGCGUCUACAUACAAAGAUUAACGUAUUACGAGUGUGUUUACAAGUGUAAAAUUACAGUGAGAACAAGACAAACAGUGAUGACAUUACAGUGAUGAAAAAGACAACAAAUAUAUAAGAAAAAAUAUAUAGUAUAAAGUGUGAGUGACGAUGAAGAUGGUGCAAAUCAACACAAAACGUAGUGGGAUAGUCAAAACAGGUCGAGAGAGAUGGAACUGCCUUGGAAAUUCUGUGAGGGUGCGAGUUUAGACUUUAGAGAUCAGGAGGCUUUCAUUGUCAGGUAUGAGUCUAGGGUGGUAAGGUGAAUUGUGAAGAAGAUAAAAUUGUGAAGUCGUUAAAGGAAGCAGUGUAACCUGACGUGUCAAUAUGGAUAAGAGACUGCAUCUGGUAGGGCAUGCUGACUGUUUUCCUGUGAAAGGCAAAAUUCCCAUGUUCUAAGUGAUUCUGGUGUGAAGAUGCUACAUGGCGUGUGGUUUGACCCAUAGAGUCAUACGACGCGUGUGCCACUCGACCUUUCCUACUACGUUUUGUGUUGAUUUGCACCAACUGUACCUUUACUAUAACUUUAUACCAUAUAUUUCUCUUUACUUUUUUUGUCCUGUUCAUCAAACUAAAUUCACUGUAAUCAUUUGUAGCCACGUCACUAAUAUGCAAAUCUUUGUAUAUAUAUAAACGCACACAUAGUCUAAUGUCACAACGUCUUUUAACAAUGAAUUGAUGAAAAAAUUGUGUACUUCAAAAAGUUCAUAUUCACCUUUCUUUUUUCUAAUCUUGAUUGUAAAAACAAAUUUGAAACACAAAUACAAAGAUGCACUUGAAAAAAGUGUAAUGCAAACUAUGCAAUAAUGUGUAAGCCUCCAAAAAAUUUAAAGUGGUAAGAAACGCGCAUUAAACUUCGUGGGUUACGGUUUGCUAAUUGUGAUUCGAUCUUAUACAGAUAUCAUAUACUUUCAAAACUGUCAAAUUAGUUCUCUAAUAAGGAAAUAAUAACCUUUGUUAAUAAUUA
Molecule: messenger RNA, 2527 nt
Organism: Xenia sp. Carnegie-2017
Lineage: Eukaryota; Metazoa; Cnidaria; Anthozoa; Malacalcyonacea; Xeniidae
Exons: 6
Coding region: 752-1489 (245 amino acids)
Source: RefSeq, a predicted model, not a curated record